UCGGUCUACCAUGGAUUCUUCAACAUUCCUUACUAAGCCAAUUACUCUCACUGGUUUUGCGGAAAUUGUAUUAUGCUGGUUUGGCAACAUGAAUAUACUUUUCAGCCAUGUAAAUGCCCAUUGUGUCGUCGUCCAAUUACGUUGUUGGUUCCCAAUGAGUCUUCAUUAAGGGAGCGUCAUAAUCCUGCAGUUGCUGAGGUUUUGGGAAAAGUUGAAACCUAUAACCGUUAUUUUGGAAGACAUAGAAGCAGUCUGAUUCAGAGAAUGCAAGACCUUCCUUUCCUGCUUCGGCGGUUGUUAAGGGAAAUGAUGGAUCCUCGGAGAUCACUUCCUCUUGUCAUCAGAGCACGUGUGUACAUUGCAAUGAUGCUAAGUGCAGUUUAUGUACUUAGUCCAGUAGAUAUAAUUCCAGAAGGAAUACUGGGGAUAGUUGGUCUCUUGGAUGAUCUCCUCAUAAUCUUGGUCUUUUUUCUCCAUAUUGCUGCUUUAUAUCGGUCAGUACUCUAUUUUCGGCAUGGAGGUAGUUCUUCAACUUAGCUGUGGAUCAGUGGUAUGACCCUCUUAUCUAGAAAAGGUAGCUCAGAGAGAGCUUAAAGGAAAUGUUACGGGGAUGUGAUUUUGUAGAUAAAUCUAUUGCAUGGUGUAUACUCUUCUGCAUUAUGUUGUUAUUGCUCUCCCCAUUUUGUUGUUGUUUUUCACGAUACAGUUUCAUUUAGCUAGUUGAAUAGGAAUAUGAUGAUGGAACUACAGAAAUUAGAAUUUGCUUCUCUUGCUUUUUUUUUACUACAGAAAUUAGAAUUUGCUUC
This is a messenger RNA of Carica papaya (papaya), 806 nucleotides long. Lineage: Eukaryota; Viridiplantae; Streptophyta; Magnoliopsida; Brassicales; Caricaceae. The record is from RefSeq and is a predicted model, not a curated record.